Ceratina calcarata is the source of this 637-nucleotide messenger RNA. Its product is annotated as E3 ubiquitin-protein ligase RNF146-like. The transcript has 2 exons. Gene Ontology annotation, cellular component: nucleus; cytoplasm. NCBI's taxonomy places the organism in Eukaryota, Metazoa, Arthropoda, Insecta, Hymenoptera, Apidae. Gene Ontology annotation, molecular function: poly-ADP-D-ribose binding; zinc ion binding; ubiquitin protein ligase activity. The record is from RefSeq and is a predicted model, not a curated record. The annotation marks the transcript as partial. Gene Ontology annotation, biological process: ubiquitin-dependent protein catabolic process; Wnt signaling pathway.
UAUAUAAUUAAUUUUAUUCUUAAUUAUGUUGUUCCAGGUUGGUGGCAAUAUGAUCAACGUACAAGCCAUGAAUUAGAAACUGCAUACAAACAAGGCAAACGGAAUUGUGAACUGCUCAUAGCAGGAUUUCUUUAUAUCGCCGAUUUUGGAUCGAUGCUUCAGUUACGUAGAAACGAUCCUUCUAGGCGAAGGAAGAUUAAACGUGAUUUGUAUAAUGUUCCAAAAAAGGGAGUUGCAGGCUUAAGAUUAAAUAAUCAAGAUGAGGAAAUUACUAGAGAAGUAAGGGGAGCUGAAAGGCCAGCCAGUCCUGCUAGCGAUGAUAUGGGCACGGGAGAUGGUACAAAUACUCCAGUUCCUCCAAGUAAUACACCACAAACACCAGCUGGUGGAACAGCAAGUGGUGAUGCUACACCUUUAAAUGACAGAAUGGAACAAAGGGACUCUUUACAUCAGGUAUUAGAACAAAUGCGUUCCUUAGUUCUGAGAGAACAUUUAUCUUCAGAUACAGAUGAUGAAUUAGAGGAAGAUGAAGAAAGUGAAUCACCUUCCACUCAUCCUACUUUAUAAUAACAAACAUCUAACAAUUGCUACUCAUAAGAAGAUCAUUUCCUUUUUUCAAAUUUUAAUUUCAUUGAAC